AUGAACCGAAUGAAGCGGCUGACGAUUGUCGUCGAUGGAGGCUCCGAUGACGGAAAGACUCACCAGUUCAAUGAGCAGACCAACUAUGUGCCCAAAAGGGCCAUCAUAACGAUUUUCCUGGCGUGUGCAAGCGUCGACCUGUUGGCUCUCAUGGACCAAACCAUGCUGGCGACCAGCUUGUACAUCAUUGGAAACGCAUUGGGAUCAACAGCCGAAGUCUCAUGGAUAGCAAGCGGUUAUUUCAUAACAUCGACGGUUGGACAACUCAUGUAUGGAAGACUGUCUGACAUUUGGUCCCGCAAGAUCAUUCUCCUGACAGGCCUGGCAAUCUUCUUUGCUGGCUCCCUGGCCUCAUCCCUUGCCCAGUCUGUGCUUCAGCUCACCAUAUUCCGCGCGUUCACCGGUAUCGGAGGAGGCGGUCUGAUGACAGUCGCCCAGCUAAUCGUCAGCGACGUCGUGCCUCUGCGGGAGAGAGGGAAAUACCAGGGAAUCCUAGGUGCUGUUGUGGCCAUUGCCAAUGGUGUUGGUCCCGUCAUUGGUGGCGCUCUCUCUUCAAAGUCUGAAGAUUCGUGGCGUUGGAUAUUUCGCAUGCAGCUGCCGCUGACGAUAUUCACUACUUGCUGUGUCUUGUUUUCUAUGCCCCUAAAGAAGGUGGAAGGGGACUGGAGAUUGAAGCUCAAAGCUGUCGAUUUCUUGGGAAUCCUUCUCGCCCUGGCUGGAAUGACUGUUGUCAUUCUAGGUCUGACCUGGGGAGGCAAUGAAUAUUCCUGGAACUCAGCCCAGGUCAUCACGACAUUGGUGAUUGGCACAGCUGUCUCGGUGGCCUUUAUACUGUGGCAAUGGAAAGGCCCUCGGUAUCCCUUGAUUCCUUUGCACAUUUUCAAAUCCAAGAUCGUCAAUGGGGCUUGUUUGACCAUGGCCAUCAACGGCUGGAACUUUGUCAUGCAAGUUUACUACGUGCCCUCGUUCUACCAGCUGGUAUACGGCUACUCAGCCACAAAGGCAGGUGCAAUGCUACUCCCCAUCACCCUCCUGCAGACCGUAAGCAGCACCCUCUCUGGCCUGGUGGUGCACUGGGUAGGCCGCUAUCGUGAGUGUAUUCUCUUUGGUUGGCUGUGCUGGGCUGUUGGGCUUGGGUUGAUGUCGACUCUUGAUGAGAAUACGGGAGUUGGUAAGCAGAUUGGAUAUUCUAUCCUCAUUGGAGUGGGUGUUGGGAAUACUCUGCAGCCUGCUCUUAUAGCCACACAGGCCGGCGUUGAAAGGCGCGACAUGGCUGUUAAUGUUCACUUCCGGUUCGCGCUAAUCAUAUCUGACAGUUUCGUGAGAAACUUGGGGGCGACACUAGGCCUUGCAGUCUGCGGCACAGUUCUAAACAAUGUAAUCGCCAAUUCUCUAUCCGUAUUGGAUCUUGACAGCAAAGAGUCCAAGACACUGAUAGGUAACCCUCAAGCAUUCCUCGACACCGUCUCGUCGAGCGAGGCCGAGAGAAUACGCGCUGUCCUUAUUCCCGCGUACAGAAAAGGGUUUAGGGUGAUUUUUCUCAUUGGGGCUUCUGUGGCUGCCCUUGCCUUUGUUCUGGCCUUUGUUCUCAUGCCUCAGGUCGAUCUUGCGAGGCCAGAUGACGCUAAGUUGAAGGAGGAGGGGCGCAGGGCAUACGAGGAGAAGCGCAAUAAGAGCGCAGCGUAG
Messenger RNA from Fusarium vanettenii 77-13-4, 1686 nucleotides. RefSeq lists its product as uncharacterized. The coding region runs from base 1 to 1686 and encodes 561 amino acids. Gene Ontology annotation, molecular function: transmembrane transporter activity. Gene Ontology annotation, biological process: transmembrane transport. The record is from RefSeq and is a predicted model, not a curated record. Lineage: Eukaryota; Fungi; Ascomycota; Sordariomycetes; Hypocreales; Nectriaceae. The transcript has 10 exons.